GGGUAAUGGGUCGUAACGUUUUGUGUGAACCAGGCGUGCACCGACUUAUGUUGUAAAAAGUUUGAAGUGUAUUAUUUAAUAAAUUUAUUUUCCAAAGAAUUAUGUGAAGUUCGUAGAAACUCAAUUACUUUAAUAAAUUAAAUUAUUCGCAUACCCUAACCUUCACUAUUAUGGCUGUAGGGAAAAAUAAGGCCCCAGAAUGAUUGUUAUUUUGAAAAAAAAAGAAUUACAUCUUGUUUUUGUAUCCAUGCUGUUUCCUGGUGGUUAUAUUUUAUUACGAUGGAUGGACGUGCAGAGUCUGUCGAUUUCCAUGACUUGGAACUUGAUGAACGAAUAUUGAAGGCGGUCGCGAAGCUGGGCUGGCGCAAGCCGACGCUGAUCCAGAGCACGGCCGUGCCGCUCGUGCUGGAAGGGAAGGAUGUGCUGAUCCGCGCGCGCACGGGCUCCGGCAAGACGGCUGCCUUCGCCAUCCCGGUUAUCCAGAAGAUACUCAACGCGAAGCAGACGGCCAAGGAGCAGGCCUUGAAGGCGCUGGUGCUCGCGCCCAGCAAGGAGCUGUGUCAGCAGAUUCACCGCAACUUCCUGCAGCUGACCACCAAGUGCUCCAGCGAGGUGGCCUGCGUGGACAUAGCGGCUCAGAGCGGUGUGAGCUCUCACCUGUCGCUGCUGGCGGACCGGCCGGACGUCGUGGUGGCCACCCCGUCCCGGGCGCUGGCCGUCCUCGAGAAGAAGCUGGUCGACCUGCGGGCCCUGGACGUGCUGGUGGUGGACGAGGCCGACCUGGUCUUCUCCUUCGGCUACCAGCAGGACAUGGCCAAGGUCUUGAAGUUCCUGCCGCGCGUGCACCAGGCCGUGCUGGCCAGCGCCACGCUCUCCGAGGACGUGCUGGCGCUGAAGCAGAUGGUGCUGCGCGACCCGGUGACCCUGAAGCUGCAGGAGCCCGACCUGGCGCCGGCCGCGCAGCUGUCCCACUACCACCUGCACGCCGAGGAGACGGACAAGGCCACCGUGCUGUACGUGCUGCUCAAGCUGCGCCUGCUGCGCGGCCGGACCAUCGUCUUCGUCAACACCGUCGACAAGUGCUACAAGCUGAAACUGUUCUUGGAGCAGUUCUCGAUCCCGGCGUGCGUGCUGAACUCGGAGCUGCCCGCGGCCAUCAGGUGCCUGUCUGUGAACCAGUUCAACGAGGGCCUCUACGACAUCAUCGUGGCGUCUGACGAGAAGGCCCUGGAGGAGCCGGCCAGCCGAGGCAGCUGCGACAAGCGUGGCAAGUCCAAGCGCAAGAGAGACAAAGAAAGUGGAGUGUCCAGAGGCAUAGAUUUCCAGCGCGUGUCCAACAUCAUCAAUUUUGACUUUCCGCUGGACGUGGGUGCGUACGUGCAUAGAGCGGGCCGCACCGCGAGAGGCAACAACGAGGGAACGGUGUUGUCGUUUGUGAGCGUGAGAGAGAAGGUACAGAUGCAGGCGGUGGAAGAGCACUUGAAGGAAAGCUACGGGGGUGAAGAGAACAUAUUCCGGAAGUACGAGUUCAAGAUGGAGGAGGUGGAGGGCUUCAAGUACCGCGCCAACGACAUGUGGCAAGCCGUCACCAGAGUGGCCGUGCGCGAGGCGCGCCUCAAGGAGAUCAAGGAAGAGCUGUUCAACUGCGAGAAGCUCAAGGGCUACUUCGAGGACAACCCGCGCGACCUGCAGACGCUGCGCCACGACCGCGCGCUGCACACGGUGAAGCGACAGCCGCACCUCACCCACGUGCCGGACUACAUCGUGCCGCCGAGCCUCAAGCGGCUCGCUGCCACGCCCAGCGGCCGCAAGAAGCCUGCGUGGAGACCGGCCAGACACUCCUCGUCGCGCUCCCGCUUCCAGGCAAAGAAGAAUGAUCCGUUGCUGAAUGUUGACCUGGCUGAUAGAGAGUGAAGCAACUAACUGCUUCUGUUCUGCAGGAAGUAUUGUACAGCCAAAAAUUUGUAUUGUGUACAUAAUUUAUAUUAAAACACCAUUUCUAACCA
This is a messenger RNA of Bacillus rossius redtenbacheri, 2006 nucleotides long. It is a transcript of the gene Hlc, whose product is annotated as probable ATP-dependent RNA helicase DDX56. The record is from RefSeq and is a predicted model, not a curated record. Gene Ontology annotation, molecular function: nucleic acid binding; ATP binding; RNA helicase activity. Bases 280 to 1914 code for a protein of 544 amino acids. The transcript is spliced from 11 exons. Lineage: Eukaryota; Metazoa; Arthropoda; Insecta; Phasmatodea; Bacillidae.